CUAGAUCGCAUUUGGAUACUUUCUGUCAUUUACAGUGCAUCAAAACAACAACGUUCUGCUUUCUAACUUGACGAUUUUUUUUCAGUUUACAGAACUUUAACUCGUAUCUAUAGGAAAAUGUAAAAAGGUGGUCUGAAUUACAGGCGUGAAGAAGGAAAUAUAUCUGCGAUAGGUUGUAAGCUGAAAGGGCUUCAAUGGACAAGGGCAGCAAUGGAGUUGUUCAGAAUACCGCUGUACAACAGACAUCAGUAGUAGAGCAGGAUGGGAAUAGUUUGUGUAAGGAAUGUACAAAUAUUGCCGCUGGGGAGAUUGGUGAGUUGACAGGAUCUCAAGAAAACCAAAAUCAUCAUCAUGAUCAUGAAGGCAAUCAUCACAAUAAUCAUCAUGAUGAACACUUCCAUAGAGAGGAACAUCACAUCAAUGAGAAGAUAUCAAAUCACAACAAAAUCCUCACGUCUUUCAUAGCAGGGGGCUUUGCUGGGGCAAUAGCCAAAACAACGAUAGCACCCUUGGAUAGAACCAAGAUCAACUUUCAGACCUCCAAUACAAUGAGAUUCUCAUUUAAGAAAGCCAUACAGUUCCUCAUCAAGACUUACAAAAGUGAAGGAUUUCUUGCCCUGUGGAGGGGCAACUCUGCCACAAUGGUUAGAAUAGUCCCAUAUGCUGCCAUACAAUAUACUGCUCACGAACAAUAUAAACUGCUGCUGAACAAAGGGAAAAAACGAAAAAAUUUACCACCAUUGUUGAGAGCAGCUGCCGGUUCUCUUGCUGGAGUAACUGCCACAACUUGUACAUAUCCUCUAGACUUUGCCAGGGCCAGGAUGGCAGUCACUCAUAAAGAUAGAUAUAGCAGUUUGAUAGUAUGUUUCCGGAAUGUACUGAGGGAGGAGGGUUGGAGGGUAAUGAUGCGAGGCUACACUCCAACGAUGUUCGGAUCUUGCAUAUAUUCAGGCAUCAGUUUCUUUACAUACGAAACUUUAAAAAUCGUCCAUGCAGAAUAUUCAAAGGGUGUUGACCCGACGCCCCUAGAACGUUGGUAUUGUGGAGCUGUUGCGGGUAUAUGUGGCCAGUGUACAUCAUAUCCUUUAGAUAUUGUUAGACGACGCAUGCAAACUGCUGGUGUUACUGGUCACUCAACAGAUUACACUACUAUAUAUAAAACUGCUAAGACAGUUUAUGUACAUGAAGGGCUCAAAGGUGGUCUCUAUAAAGGCCUAUCUAUGAAUUGGAUAAAGGGACCUAUAUCUGCUGGCAUUAGUUUUAUGACAUUUGAAACAGUACGAAUGUGGUUACGGAAAUUCGAAGUCUUUCACAUAGACAGUGAUGACAGCUAGGUGAUAAGUUUAUAAUAUUAAGAAAAUAUAAAUUUAUAAUGUGAUCCUAUGUUAAAGAUGUUAUUUAUGUGCACAUGUGAUUUAAAAAAUGUUUAUAAGAAUGUUUUCUUUAGAAAAAGAAAUGAUUGUUUUGUUUUAUGUUAUGUAAUUAUUGAUAUUUGUUUUUAUAAAAGUUAAUGUAGGAGUAGUGUUUGUUUACAGUCAAACCUUGACAAAUAUUUUGUCCAUUUUAACAUCUCAGAAAAUAUUCUCAUAGCAAAGUAAAAUGUGCAUUUUGAUGUGAAUGGCAUUUUGUUAUAUCAUUGUAUCAAGUUUGUAAAGUUCUUCUUUAAGGUUAGUUGUUGUGGUUAAAACUGCCAAAUGUACAAUGUAUUGGUUCUGGUAAAAGUACACAGAGUCAACUUUCAUACUUUAUACAUAGCUUUUCACAUAGCAAUUAUUACCUCCC
This is a messenger RNA of Ruditapes philippinarum (Manila clam), 1782 nucleotides long. Its product is annotated as mitochondrial coenzyme A transporter SLC25A42-like. Lineage: Eukaryota; Metazoa; Mollusca; Bivalvia; Venerida; Veneridae. The coding region runs from base 195 to 1334 and encodes 379 amino acids. Gene Ontology annotation, cellular component: mitochondrial inner membrane. Gene Ontology annotation, biological process: transmembrane transport. The transcript is spliced from 9 exons. The record is from RefSeq and is a predicted model, not a curated record.